AUGAUGAACGAAAGAGCUACAUGUAAGAAAUCAUUGAUGGAAUGGACACCAAUCAAAAAGAGAAUGAUAAAGGCAAGAUUCUAUUCAAAGUAUGAAAAGCUGACAGUUAUACAAACAUAUGCUCCAACAAACGAUGCAAAAGAGGAAGAGAAAGAAGAAUUUUACCAACAACUGCAAGACAAUGUUUCAUCCUGCAAUAAGAAUGAUAUGCUUAUAGUUAUGGGUGACCUGAACGCAAAAGUAGGCAAAGACAAUAGCAAUUUGCAAGAGGUGUUAGGAAAACAUGGAUGUGGGACAAUUAAUGAAAAUGGUGAAUUAUUAUGUAAUUUCUGCCAAAUCAACGUCCUCAUCAUAACAGUCUCCAUUUACCCACAUAAGGAAAUACAUAAAGUAACAUGGAAAUCCCCUGAUUGA
Messenger RNA from Mytilus trossulus (common blue mussel), 414 nucleotides. RefSeq names its product craniofacial development protein 2-like. The transcript has a single exon. Gene Ontology annotation, biological process: chromatin remodeling. Gene Ontology annotation, cellular component: nucleus. Bases 1 to 414 code for a protein of 137 amino acids. The record is from RefSeq and is a predicted model, not a curated record. NCBI's taxonomy places the organism in Eukaryota, Metazoa, Mollusca, Bivalvia, Mytilida, Mytilidae.